Conger conger (European conger) is the source of this 1680-nucleotide messenger RNA. RefSeq lists its product as uncharacterized. The record is from RefSeq and is a predicted model, not a curated record. Bases 1 to 1080 code for a protein of 359 amino acids. The transcript has 3 exons. NCBI's taxonomy places the organism in Eukaryota, Metazoa, Chordata, Actinopteri, Anguilliformes, Congridae.
AUGAGGAUCCUGACCAGUGCUUCUACACGAUCAGCUCAGGAGGCCUACAACUGGUGGGAUUGGGUCUACCGAGGAAAGAAGAUUCCCAAGACCCCCAGGCUGUGCAACAAGGGGUGCCAGUCGUAUGCUACCAUAUCUGAUAGCCUCCGCCAUGAUGAAAGAGCUGUGUGGGCACACCUUGAGCCUAUUCUGAAGGAGGUGAAGGAGCAAAAUCCCUCUGUCACCACUCUCCACUUCAUGAGUGACGGUCCUGUGACGCAGUACAGGAAUAAGAGGAACUUCUACCUGCUCAGCACACUUCCAUUCCUUUGGGGAUUCAAAGAAAUUACCUGGAACUACUCAGAAAAGGCCCAUGGUAAAGGCGCUCCCGAUGGAGUCGGUGGAGCAAUCAAACGUUGUGCCGAUGACAUUGUGAAAAUGGGAACAGAUAUCCAGACACCAAAGGAUCUCUACUGCACACUACAGGAGAACACAAGCUCAACUAUAAGGUACUUCUGGAUAUCUGAAGAUGACGUGUCCAGACAUGAUGAUGCAGUGCCAAGUCAGUUGCCAGUUGUUAAAGGCACCAUGAAACUACAUCAGGUUGCCUCACAAACCCCGGGGAACAUCAGUCACAGAGAGCUGUCCUGCUUUUGCAGCCGAGGAGGGAGCCAUUGUAACUGCUAUGGUCCAGUUGAUGUGGACUUCAAUCAAGAAGGAUCUGAAGAGACUGCCUCCACAAGCUCAAACUCAACACGGUUCAACCAAGAAGGAUCUGAAGAGACUGCCUCCACAAGCUCAAACUCAACACUGCAGCCCACACAAAACAACACACCAGAUUUAGUCGGUAAAUUUGUUGUUGUGAAAUACGAUGACCAACUUUUGGUCGGACAAGUUCUUCAUCUGGUGGAGAAUGAAAUUGAGGUGAGCUGCAUGAGACAAACUGCCGGAAAGAACUCAUUUAUGUGGCCAGAAACAUGUGAUGUCAUCUUUUACUACAUGUCUGAUGUGCAAGCAGUCAUCUCAGAGCCAGAGCCAUCCACCAAUCACAGCUCAAAACUAUGCAGCCCAGACUGGGAAAAAUUCAAAGAGAUGAUGUAAAUGUGCAGUUCCACCCACAGAGAAUACUUGGAUUAGAGAUUAGAUGGGGAGAUCUCACCCAAAAUGAGGUAUUUUAACUGAAUGUUACAUGUAGCCUAAUUCAAGAGAACAUAUGAAGCCAAUUUUUAAGGCAACAUUCCAGAUUAUAUAGCUACAGUAUGUUGACAAUUUUAUUCAAUCAAAAAGUUCUACUUUUCAGUGUUGAUGAUGAAAAUGUUAAUGAAGAAUACAUGGAUUAGAGAAUAGAUGGGGAGAUCUCACCCAAAAUGAGGUAUUUUAAAUGAAAGUUUUAGUUACAAGGCCAUGUAGCCUAAUUCAAGAGAAAAUAUCAAGCCAAUUUUUAAGGCAACAUUCCAGAUUAUAUAGCUACAGUAUGUUGACUAUUUUAUUCAAUCAAAAAGUUCUACUUUUCAGUGUUGAUGAAAAUGUUAAUUGAUAUGAAAAUGUUAAUGACUUGAUACUGACUUGUCAUGAAUGACUUACACUACUACUGUUGCCUACAUGUUGAUACCUUUUACAAUGGCUGAUGUUUACUGUAUAUGAAAUGGUUAAUGUGUUCAAAAUGCUAAGAUUAGUGUUUUUAAAUCUUAACAUGUUUUA